Messenger RNA from Ostrinia furnacalis (Asian corn borer), 813 nucleotides. Its product is annotated as nucleolar protein 6-like. The record is from RefSeq and is a predicted model, not a curated record. The transcript is spliced from 5 exons. Bases 1 to 741 code for a protein of 246 amino acids. NCBI's taxonomy places the organism in Eukaryota, Metazoa, Arthropoda, Insecta, Lepidoptera, Crambidae. Gene Ontology annotation, molecular function: RNA binding.
AUGAGGAUCGCGACCACAUAUGGCCGCAUAAGAACGUUACUGAGAGACAACCUAAAAGGCACAUCCGAGUUUCUUCUACCAGACGUGAUACACAAUCGCAUUCAAACUGUGCUGAAAAGCUCAUCCGAUCUAAACGAUACGGACCUACGGAAGAUCCGUAUACUCUACAACAUGCUCAAGACUGCAAUAAAAAACGAAAAAGCAUUGCUAGAUAAGAAGUUAACAGAGAAAAAGCCUGUAGAGAGAAAGGUUAAAAAGGAUAAAGAGAAAAAAGAAGAAAAAGUUAAAACUGCAACGGAGGAAAAGAGAGAGCAGUUAGUGAAGAAAGUUAGAGGGAAGAAGAGAUAUGUGGUGUUUAUAGGAAACCUACCACUAGAUAUCAAUAAAGAAAAGAUAAUCAACCACUUCUCCGAGAUGAACGAACACAUCGUAGACGUGCGGAUCCCCAAACAAAAGGAAGCCAAGAAGAGCGCCAUAGCCUAUGUCGAGCUCAAGAACGAACCUAGCUAUGAGUUGGCAUUGUCUAAACACCACUCAAUGCUGGGCAACCGGAGAAUCAAUGUGCUGUACUCAACACAAACGAACAGCAAAAUUACUAAAGCAGAAGCAAAAAGUAAAUCGGCGAAGCUUGUAGCCCUCCAGAAGUCUGGGAAACUUAUUGGAAGCACCCCAGCUGUCAAGAAACGGAGCCACCGCCGCGCUAUACUCAAGAAAGCUCGCGCGAAAGAAGCUCAAUCGUGAUACAGAUUAUAUUCCGUUGAAGUAGCAUUGUUAUAAGUUCAAUUGUUAAAAAAACAGUAAAAUUUACCUAUU